GUUCGCGCAGGCGCAACUGUGCGUGCGGAGAGCUCCUGAUUUGAAUUUCCCACGCCGUCUGCGGUGGCUCUCGCCCUAUUUCAAUUUUCUUCUGGCUGCCGAAGACACAAGAGAGCACGCGACUGCAGCGUGCACGAGGCUGACUGAGUGCUUCCUGCUGAGCCUUCACGCCGUGUACAUUCCCUUCGAGCCACUCCGCCCGGCCUUUCCUUUGCAAGUCCAUGUUUGCGCAUGCCCGCCUGAAUUGCAUCCAACUCUCCUACGCCCGCGCUCGUUUAGAAGUCUGACUCUCGUUACGGCCGACCCAAGUUCGCUCCUUAGCAUCGGCGUUGCUCGCCUCCUUUGACAGGAACCCCACGCCUUCGCCGCUGCGACGACGAUUCAAAAGUUUGAGAGCAACCUCGCUCGACGCAUAUCCGACACCAGCUCGGCGUGGAAUGAGACUGAAACCAUAGUCCUGCCUUUGCAGACACCUCCAACAUGGCCAACCUUGGCUCAAACAAUCCGUUCCAGCGGACGUCGCCGAUACCUCCUGCACCUCGCCACCCCACGCCUCAUGUCCGCCUCAAUUCUGGCUCACAAAACAUCCUGACGGACUUCUCAUCUCACUCGGCCUCCACGGGUACGCCACAGAAUGGUCGCUCGCUCACCCCAGCGCAGCACUCGCUUCCAAGCUCGCUUCAAAUCGCUGCUUCGCAGCGCUCACCAUAUCAAAACCAGCCCAAUGCAGCCGAAUCCGCAGAACUACUUCUUCCACCUUCGAGAGCUCUCUCGAGGAACCGAUUUAGAGAUGAGGACUCUCCGCUCCCUUCGCCAGUCUCGCUAACGGGCUCGAGGCGAUCUAGCUGGUCUUCUGAAUCUUUCAUGAGCAACAGGCAGGGCCCAUUCGCAAGUCCAUUUGACGACUCGAGGUCGCCGUCGAGAACAGGUAGCGAAGACGGAUUGAUCAAUACGCAAACUGUGUCGGAGAAGUACAACAUUCAGCCCUCGGCGGGCCUGCUACUCUAUCCGGAGGACGUCGAAAAGGAUGACUAUCUGCACAAUCCGGACCCGAACGACAAGGAAGGGUAUGGCUGCACAUCGUGCUGCAACUCUCGAGGCGUGGUAAACAUUGGUGGGCUGAUCUUGAUCACGCUCGGCACCCUGGCUUUGUUCAUCGGAUAUCCUGUCGUGACGUUUGUGCAAAAAAUCAUCGAGCCUGCGAAGACAUCCUGUCAAGGCGACCCGUUGUGCAUAGAUGCCCAGCAGUUCGAUCUGCUGAAGAAUGUUCGCACCUCGCUGAUAGACCCGGACACGCCCAAGAGUGCGUACACGCGCACGUCGUUCGCUGGCAAAAAGCAGAAUUUGGUCUUCUCGGACGAGUACAACUUGGACGGACGCACAUUCUACGACGGCGACGAUCCCUUCUUCCAGGCCAUGGAUUUUUGGUACGGUGUCACGCAGGACCUAGAGUGGUACGAUCCGGACGCGGUGACCACAAAAGACGGAACGCUCAACAUCCGCUUCGACGCCUUCCAGAACCACAAUCUCAACUACCGUUCCGGUAUGAUCCAAUCCUGGAAUAAGCUCUGUUUCAAGGGUGGCCACGUAGAAGUUUCCCUCAGUCUACCGGGACGAGGCGACACCUCUGGAUUCUGGCCCGGCGUGUGGGCGAUGGGCAACCUGGGGAGGCCUGGAUAUGCAGCAACGACGGAUGGAAUGUGGCCUUACAGCUACGAUGAUGUCUGCGACGUCGGUAUCACGCCGAACCAAAGCGACUCUACUGGCGUCAGUCUGCUUCCGGGCAUGAAACUGCCGGCUUGCACAUGCACAGGCGAAGACCAUCCAACUCCGGGCACAUCGAGAAGCGCGCCGGAGAUCGAUAUCAUCGAGGCUACGGUCGUCUAUCUCGAUCCACCAAACCAAGCUGCUAUCGGAUCAGCGUCCCAGUCAUACCAAUGUGCGCCAUUCGAUGUGUUCUGGCGUCCGGAUUACGACUUCAUCGAGUUGUAUGAUCCGCAUGUCACCACCAUGAACAGUUAUUGCGGCGGCGUGUACCAGCAGGCAGUCUCCGGCGUCACCAAUCUCAACAACGACUGGUAUGACGGCAAUGCGUAUCAGACCUACGCCUUUGAGUAUACGCCUGGGAGUGAUGGGACCAUAACAUGGUAUGUCGGCGACACGCCCACCUGGACCCUCGAUGCUCGUGCGAUAGGUCCCAACGGAAACAUCGGGCAACGAGUCAUUCCGCAAGAGCCGAUGGCAAUGAUCAUCAAUUUCGGCAUGAGCAACGGCUUUGCUGAGCUUAAUCUGACUGGCCUGAGCACGCUGAUGCCAGCAACCAUGCGUGUUGACUACCUUCGCAUCUACCAAGACGAAGGCGAGGAGAUGGUGACAUGCGAUCCUCCGGGCUAUCCGACGACGGAAUACAUCAAAAACCAUCCCGUUCCAUACAGCAACCCAAACUUGACACAUUGGUCGCAGACGGGGUACGACUGGCCCAAGAAUUCGCUCAUGAACGGAUGCACAGCCAACAGCAACUUCCACGGCUGAACGGCGUCUCCAAACCCGCAGCUGAAGACUCGGAGCCAGGAAAAAGGAAAACCCAACGACCACUUACCUACGAUACCCACGAUACCGACGAAAAUUAUCACAUUAAUGUCUUAACUCCCGACCAACUCUUAACAGACUCGGCGGCCCAUACGCUAUUCAGCUAUUCGAACUUUCCUUCCAAGCUCUUCGCGACUUCGGGAGCAAACACAUUCGCAUGGUGAGGCGCACUUUGAAACUUCCGCAUGGCCAAAAUGAACUGGUGGAGAGCAUCUCGAUCGCCCCCCCCGGGAUAGAUUUCUUUUUCUUUUUUUUUUUCUAACCUUCUCUUUCUCCCUUCAUCGUGAAGUUCUUUCUUCAGCGUAUAACUUGCAUUGAGCGAUCCAGGUAUGGGCUAUAGAUAUGCAUGCUCCGAGCGCAUAUAUGGGCGUUGUAACAUAGGAUUUUUGUUGCAUCUUCGUCUUCUUUUUUUUCUAGCACCAGCGAGGAGAGGCGGGGUUUGGUUUCAAUGUACAGAUACCCUCGACAUUGGGAAACUCAAGUUUCCACGCGGUUUAUUAUUAUUUUUCUUGUCUUUUUCCCCUCUUCCCUCCCCUUUCUUUGCUCGCCUGAAAUUCAAGGAUUAAAAACAUGUGAUGAUGACCCUGGACGGAAGAUCAGACGGCGCGGAGAAAGAACGGCGUUUGAAAGCUAUAAAGUCUACAAUACAUCGAUGUAGGACAAUAUGAUAGAGC
Molecule: messenger RNA, 3263 nt
Organism: Verruconis gallopava
Lineage: Eukaryota; Fungi; Ascomycota; Dothideomycetes; Venturiales; Sympoventuriaceae
Exons: 2
Coding region: 481-2532 (683 amino acids)
Biological process (GO): (1->6)-beta-D-glucan biosynthetic process; fungal-type cell wall organization
Cellular component (GO): plasma membrane; endoplasmic reticulum membrane
Molecular function (GO): glucosidase activity
Source: RefSeq, a predicted model, not a curated record